CCAGGAAAGAGGACGAUUCGUCUCCCCGGGCUGCCCCAGCGACAGCUGUCAGAGGGGCAGGAGCUUCUGGGAGCCGCCAUCUGAAGGCUACGUGUGCCGCCUGGUCAUUCAAAUUGUCAAUUUUAGGUCCAGAAGUGUCCAAACCACAAGUUCUCAAAACUCUCUGAAAAAUGGCUCCCUCCGAAUUAAGCAAUUCUGAAAGGCAUUCUCUGGGAAAAGUCUGUGGAGAAGCAAGGGAUCUUCUUGCAAAUAACGUGGUCUCGGGCAAAGACGCAGCAUCUUGCCUGUCUGCUCAAAAAAUGCCUAGACUCUUGGUGGAAAUUGAGUGUCAAGCUGCAAAACCUCACAUGGCAGAUUGUCAUCAAUUAAGAGCGCCCGGACACCGGAAAAGGCGAUUCCCUGAGCGCUCCGGAGUUGGAGACAAUUCGGGGUUCAGUCUUAAAUAUCUUUGGAGCAAGUUCCAAACAAAUCGCUACAUGGAACAGCAGGGCAAAAGCCAGUAGAGGCCACGGAGGCGGUGGCCGCUGCGUGGGCCGCUCUACUUGUCCACUGUUGGCGGCGCCUGCGGAGACUGUCUGCGCGGGGCAGCCAUUGGCGGCGGAGCGUCACGUGACCGCGGGGGCGUGCCAAUGUGCGCCCUCACGGGAGUCAAGCCCCUGUCAGAGUGUGUGAUCAAGAUCGUGAAACAACGCGAUGCAAAAAGCGACCUACUACGACAGCUCCGCGCUCUACGGUGGCUACCCCUAUCAGGCAGCCAACGGGUUCGCUUAUAAUGCCAGCCAGCAGCCAUACUCGGCGUCCGCAGCUCUGGGCGCGGAGGGCGAGUACCACCGACCCGCCUGUUCACUCCAAUCACCCGCCAGCGCUGGGGGCCACCCCAAGGCGCACGAGCUGAGUGAGGCAUGUCUGCACACCUUGAGCGGGCCGCCCAGCCAGCCCCCAGGCCUGGGCGAGUCACCCCUGGCCCCGCCACCGCCCCAGGCUGCGCCCCCUGCCCCUCAGCAGCCUCAACCACCUCAGCAGCCCCCUGCGCCAGCUCCUGCCGCGCCCCCAGCCCCAUCUUCAGUCUCCCCACCUCAGAAUGCCAGCAGCAACCCCACCCCUGCCAGUGCGGCCAAGAGCCCCCUACUCAACUCGCCCACCGUGGCCAAACAGAUCUUCCCCUGGAUGAAGGAGUCUCGGCAGAACACAAAGCAGAAAACCAGCGGCUCCAGCUCAGGGGAGAGCUGCGCAGGCGACAAGAGUCCGCCUGGGCAGGCGUCCUCCAAGCGGGCACGCACGGCCUACACCAGCGCGCAGCUGGUGGAGCUGGAGAAGGAGUUCCACUUCAACCGCUACCUGUGCCGGCCACGCCGCGUGGAGAUGGCCAACCUGCUGAAUCUCACCGAACGCCAGAUCAAGAUCUGGUUCCAGAACCGCCGCAUGAAGUACAAGAAGGAUCAGAAGGGCAAGGGCAUGCUGACGUCAUCAGGGGGCCAGUCCCCAAGUCGCAGCCCCGUGCCUCCAGGCGCUGGCGGUUAUCUGAACUCUAUGCAUUCGCUGGUCAACAGUGUCCCCUACGAGCCCCAGUCGCCCCCGCCUUUCUCCAAGCCCCCCCAAGGCACCUAUGGGCUGCCCCCUGCCUCCUACCCCGCACCUCUGCCCAGCUGCGCGCCCCCGCCGCCCCCACAGAAGCGCUACACAGCUGCAGGGGCAGGCGCAGGGGGCACACCCGACUAUGACCCGCACGGGCAUGGCCUCCAGGGCAACAGCAGCUAUGGGACCCCACACUUACAGGGAAGCCCCGUCUUCGUGGGGGGCAGCUAUGUGGAGCCCAUGAGCAACUCUGGGCCGGCCCUCUUUGGCUUAACUCACCUCCCCCACGCUGCUUCGGCUGCCAUGGACUACGGGGGUGCUGGGCCGCUGGGCAGCGGCCACCAUCACGGGCCUGGGCCAGGGGAGCCGCACCCCACCUACACGGACCUUACCGCCCACCAUCCUUCUCAGGGAAGAAUUCAGGAAGCCCCCAAGCUCACCCACCUGUGAUGGUGGACUCGGGGCUGCGCGCCAGGAGAGUCCCCCCCACCCCCACCUUUCUUCUUCGUUUGCUUUUUUUGUUUUGUCUUAAGGUUCUCUCUCCCUGCACCUCCCUUUUCUCUCUCUUCCGCCCCUUUCCAUCCCCCCCCCCCGUUUUGUUUUCUUUGGUAACGCGUUUUUAUAGUUUAUGUGACGUAGCAAUCUUGGUUGCUGGAAUGGCUGUCAGUAUCAGUAGCGAUAUUUAUCUCCUCCCGCCCCAGCUCGGCCGCUGGCCCGCACCCUUUUUACCUUCUCUACUCUUUGAUCAGAAACAGGGUAUAUGAACAAAUUUUCUAGCCGAGUUCUUCAAUGUGAAUUUGUUCGUACAUUAUGGCUCCCGAGGGGAAGCAAUUACUUUUUUUUUAAUUUUAGUUUUUUUAUUGCACUUCUUGUAAAGAGCGAGAAAAAAAAAUCAAAGGCGCUUUGAAACAGGGGCUCCCUGUGUGAGGAUGACUAAGUGUACGUCUUUCCGUGUGUGUAUGCUGGUGAACAGUCAGAUUUAUUUAUAUUUUUUUUGCAAGCAUUGAAUAAUCUAAGUUUUAAAUAUUAUUUAUCCCCAUCCGUUGGUAUUUAUAUUAAAGAAAUUCUGUACCCUGGUUGUUCAGAAGGUUUCUUGGGCCUUUUGUUCAAUGGUGUAUUGGCAUACAUAGGAAAUUUUUUAUUUGAAAGGGAAAUGUAAUUUCUUUAUUAAAAAAACGGUAAUGAUGCAAUAAUACCAGAGAGGAUCCAGCUUUCGAAAACAGUGAUUUAAGUUUGUAACAUUCGGCGAAACUGAAGAGAACAAUCUGUAAACGCGAAAAAUGCUAGAUUUGUUUGGAGAGUUCUACAUUCCUUGCUGCUCACACUCUGAGAAACAAAACAAAAAAAUAAAUAAAAGUUUUUAUUCUGAAUAA
Molecule: messenger RNA, 2948 nt
Organism: Myotis brandtii (Brandt's bat)
Lineage: Eukaryota; Metazoa; Chordata; Mammalia; Chiroptera; Vespertilionidae
Gene: HOXA3
Product: homeobox A3
Exons: 7
Coding region: 694-2025 (443 amino acids)
Biological process (GO): regulation of transcription by RNA polymerase II
Cellular component (GO): nucleus
Molecular function (GO): DNA-binding transcription factor activity, RNA polymerase II-specific; RNA polymerase II cis-regulatory region sequence-specific DNA binding
Source: RefSeq, a predicted model, not a curated record